Salvia miltiorrhiza (redroot sage) is the source of this 3098-nucleotide messenger RNA. RefSeq names its product putative late blight resistance protein homolog R1A-10. The record is from RefSeq and is a predicted model, not a curated record. Gene Ontology annotation, biological process: defense response to other organism. Gene Ontology annotation, molecular function: ADP binding. The transcript has a single exon. NCBI's taxonomy places the organism in Eukaryota, Viridiplantae, Streptophyta, Magnoliopsida, Lamiales, Lamiaceae. The coding region runs from base 198 to 2813 and encodes 871 amino acids.
CCUCGAAACUAAAACCACCUCAAUAAAAUUAUAGCCACCUCGUCGAUUUAUUAUCAAAUACUACUAACAAUUUAGUAUUAUUUGCUCGAAGUCAACACUACAUAAGCUGUCUAAUUAUUCGGUCUUGUGAUUGUUAAUUAGAAGCUUUCCUUUUGUUUUGUUUUGUUUAUUUUGCAAGUGAGAAGAGAUCAGAAAAAAUGGCUUACAAUCUUCAAUCCCUCAUCACCAUCCUUGAAGGAAUUCUGGAUCCCAAACAAACACGCUGGAUUCUUGGACGUAAGAAACCACAACUCCAAUCCCUCCUCGAAAAAGCUUCUUCCCUGCAGCAGAUUCUCGAAAAAACUCCACUCACCAAAAUACCAAGUUUGGAGUGUCAAAUCAGAGAUGCAGCAAAUGAAGCAGAGGAUAUCAUUGAAUCUCACAUGGUUGAACGAAUGCUUUCGAUUUCUAAAAGAGUGAACUUCAAUCUGCUGACACCAGAUGUGCUGCUAGUGACACAAAAACUUGAUUCUGUAAUCGAACAAGUUGUGAAGCUCGAGGAGGUGGAGAGAAACAAGAAACCCACUGGCAGCUCACGGAGUGGUGCUUCUUUCUCGAGUUCAAAAAGCAUCGUGGAGGGGAAGACGAUGCCGAGUGGCAGUUCAUUGAGCGGUGCUUCUCAGUUGCAAGAUCCGAGUUCGAAGAGCGUCUUGGUGGGAGUUGAUGAAGAUCUGAUGCAGUUGAAGGAUCGGCUGACCGGGAUGCAGACCAAGCUGGAGAUCCUGCCUAUUGUUGGUAUGGGUGGUAUAGGUAAAACCACUCUUGCUCGAAAACUUUAUCAAGAUCCUUCCAUUCUUGAGCACUUUAGCUAUAUUGCUUGGGUCACAAUCUCACAAGAUUACGAGAUGCGAGCAAUCCUAUUGGGCCUUAUUCGUUGCAUAAUUGGAAAAGAAGAAUGUGACAAACAUAAGGAGAAGGGAGAUGGUGAGUUAAAAGAUAUCUUGUAUAGGAGCUUGUAUGGUAGAAGAUACAUGAUUGUAUUAGAUGAUAUUUGGAGCACCACAUUCUGGGAUGAGAUAAGGAGGUACUUCCCAGACAACAACAACAGGAGUCGGAUUGUGAUCACCACCAGGGAAUCCGAUGUGGCCAGAUCUGCAGACUCGAAGAGUCUGCAGCAUCAGGUGCAGCUGCUGAGCACGUCAGAAAGUUGGAAUCUACUCCACAAAAUUGUGUUUGGUGAAGAGGAGGAUUGCCAUCAUGCAUUACAAGCUAUAGGAGAAAAGAUUGCAAGUGAUUGUGGUGGGCUUCCCCUGGCCAUCCAUGUGGUCGGAGGGCUAUUGUCUAAGAUGGAAAGAUCUGAAAAUGUUUGGGAGAGAAUUGGGAGCGACGUGAGUGCUGCAAUUGCUGAAUCAGACGAGCAGUUCUCUAAUAUACUGUCUUUGAGUUAUAACCACUUGCCGAAUCAUUUGAAACCGUGUUUUCUGUAUAUGGGAGCAUUCCCUGAAGAUUACAAGAUUGAGGCCUCGAGACUCAUAUGGAUGUGGGUGGCUGAAGGGUUUGUGAAAUCAAAUGGAGAUAAAAGUUCGGAGGAAGAGGCAGAGGAUUAUCUAAAGUCUCUGGUGGAGAGGAAUGUAAUUAUGGUUAGAAAUUACAAGUAUGGAAAAGCAGAGAGUUACAUCAUGCAUGAUCUGUUGAGGGAUGUAUGCAUUAGGAAAUCUGAGGAGGAGAAGUUUCUACAUGUCAAGAAUGGCUCCAAGCUCACCUUCUCCAAUCCGCGCCGUGUGAGUGUUCACACGGCACAUGGAAUGGAAGAUGUUAACGCUUCAGCAGAGUCCAUGUCGCGUGCUCGAUCUUUCAUAGGCAUUGGUCGUACGUAUUGGAUCCCGUCUGGUGAUUUUUUCGCGUUGCGAUUGCUAAGGGUGUUGGAUGUAUUCGAUAUGAUGUUCGCAGAAGAUUUCCCAACACAAAUAUUUCAACUCUUCAACCUACGCUUCUUAGCUUUCUCCUGCGAUUCGAAAAUACCUAGUGGGAUAUCAAGGUUGUGGAAUUUGCAGACCUUGAUUGCUAGCUCCUACGAUUUUGAUGUGCCGUCUGAGAUAUGGGAGAUGCCUGAGUUAACACAUCUCAAGAUGAAUGGAUUCGAGAUUUUCGAUGAUUCGUACACGAAAAAGAUUGUUCAGAAGAAGCUGCAGACGAUUCCAUGCGUGGUUGUAACAGAUCGGGUGAUUAGGAGGGGUUUCUUCGAAAGCAUUCCGAAUAUCAAAAAGUUGGGAAUAUAUGAUAGCAUCGAAACAUCUCUUCAAUUUGAUCUCAGCCAUCUUCACAAACUGGAAACAUUGAGAUGCAAAUCUGGACGCCUUAGAUCCUAUAUCCGAGACCCUAAAUACCAUUUCGGCUUUCUGGGCAGAGUUAGAUUUCCUGGUAAUAUCAGAAAACUAUUUCUUGAUAGCUGUGUAAUACAGCUGGGAUUCUUGACGACUGUGUGUGCACUGCAUCAUCUUGAAGUGCUCAAGAUAAGCUUAUGCAAGUUUGAAAGUGACGAGUGGGAGGCAGCGGAGGGAGAUGAGUUCCGAUCACUGCGGUUUCUACGACUCUAUAAUUCAGAUCUGAUGCGUUGGAGAGCUGAUGAAACCAACUUCCCUAGACUUCGGCAUCUCACUCUACAACAUUGUAGGGAGCUAGAGGAGAUCCCCAGUGGCAUCGGAGAAAUCCCAACCCUCCAAUCAAUCGAGUUAGAAAGGUGCAGCGAUUCUGCAGUGGCCUCGGCGAAACAGAUUCAGGAAGAGCAGCAAUCUGAAUAUGGAAACUACGACCUCCAACUUCGAAUCUCAUAGGUCACUCUUAUUAUCACUUUCUCUUCAUGUUUAAACUCAUUUUAUUCUCCUUUCUUAAUUACUGUUGCUUGACUAUCUAUUUUGGUCUAGAUGAGUACUCUUUUUCCCCUUCGGUAUUUUUCCAAACUGGGUUUUUGUUAUAGGGGUUUUGAUGAGGCUCGACUUUUCAAUCUUUGGUUUGUAUUGUCCAAGGAUUUUGGUUGGUUUUUUCUCUUGUCGUUGUUUCACCAUAUAUGUUUUCUCAAUUGAGGCCAAGUUAUUUAAGUUGGAAUUUCGGUUGGAUUA